Molecule: messenger RNA, 1307 nt
Organism: Trichogramma pretiosum
Lineage: Eukaryota; Metazoa; Arthropoda; Insecta; Hymenoptera; Trichogrammatidae
Gene: Mocs1
Product: molybdenum cofactor biosynthesis protein 1
Exons: 7
Coding region: 176-1288 (370 amino acids)
Biological process (GO): Mo-molybdopterin cofactor biosynthetic process
Molecular function (GO): metal ion binding; GTP 3',8'-cyclase activity; 4 iron, 4 sulfur cluster binding
Source: RefSeq, a predicted model, not a curated record
UAGAUAUGAGAUAUGUAAUGAUAAGCUUUGAUAAGAAUUUAAUAUUCAGCUGUAGCAGCUGACACGCUUCUGAACGUGCUAUUAUAACGCUUUUGUUAUUAUGUAUUAGUUUAAAAUAAAUUACGACGUAUUCCUUUUUUUUAUUUGUUGUAUUGUACAUUUCAAGUUUAACAUUAUGUUGAAGAAUAUAAAUAAAGCUAAUACUGCUCAGUAUUUCAAAUACUACAUGAGUAGUUUGGCUACCAAACAAUCAAACAGAUUAGAAGAAUUCAGAGAAAAGUUGAGUAGUAAUAAAGAUGUACCAAUACUCAUGGAUUCAUUUGGUCGCCAACAUACGUAUCUUAGAAUUUCUUUGACAGAGAGGUGUAAUUUGAGAUGUACUUACUGCAUGCCAGCCAAUGGAGUCCCACUUACCAAAAAGGACAAAAUACUUAGUACUGAUGAAAUUAUACAGCUGUCAAAAUAUUUUAUUGAUGCAGGAGUAAAUAAAAUUAGACUAACAGGAGGAGAACCCACAGUUAGAAAAGACAUUCAUGAAAUUAUCUCUAGAUUAAAAGACAUCAGAGGUUUAGAAACUUUAGCUAUGACUACUAAUGGUAUUGCUUUGACUAGAAUGUUGCCUUCUUUGCAAAGGGCUGGCUUAGAUCUAUUAAAUAUUUCUUUAGAUACUUUGAAACCUGAACGCUUUGAAAAAUUUACAUUGAGAAGAGGAUGGACUAAAGUUUUAGCCUCAAUUGAUUUAGCUAUUCAAUUGGGAUAUAAUCCCUUAAAAAUUAAUACUGUGAUAAUGCGUGAUUUCAAUGAUGAUGAAUUAGUUGAUUUUGUACAAUUUACUAAAGAUAGACCAGUAGAUGUAAGAUUUAUUGAAUACAUGCCAUUCUCUGGUAAUGAAUGGAAUACCAAAAAAAUGGUACCUUUUUUAGAGAUGAAAAAAAUUAUUAGAAAAAAGUAUCCAGAGUUUCAAAGACUCGCAGAUAAACCCAAUGAUACUUCUAAAGCUUAUCAUGUACCAGGGUUCAAGGGUCAAAUUGGUUUCAUAACAUCAAUGACACAAAACUUCUGCAGUUCUUGUAAUCGGUUAAGAAUAACAGCCGAUGGUAAUCUUAAGGUGUGUCUUUUUGAAGGCAAAAAUGAAAUAUCUUUAAGAAAUGCUUUGAGAAACGGUUGUUCAAAUGAAGAACUUAAAAGUAUAAUACAAAAUGCAGUACUUAAAAAAAAGAAACAACAUGCAGGCAUGCUCAAUCUUAGUCAUAUGGAAAACAGACCAAUGAUUCUUAUUGGUGGUUAAAUUUGGAUGGAUCUUGUUU